CUCUUCCCCUCUCCAUCGCUCCCUCUCUCUGUCUCUCUCUCUCUCUCCCUCCCCCCCUCCCUCCCUCCCUCCCUGUGAAGUCGAGACUAAUGGCAAUGGAGGGACAAGCGGAAGCCCUAACCCUGACGGAGCGGAUCCGGGUGAACGGGGUGCCUACGGAGGCUAGCCUGGCCGCCCACGGCACGCUCCAGUGGAAGGGCGGCGACGGCGGCGAGCGAUGCCUGACGGUGGAGUCGGAGGUGCUGGGGUUCGAGGCCGAGGGGCUGAGAAUCACACUCAGGGCCUUCGUGGGGGGAUUCCAAGGGGUUUCUUGCGGCGGCGGAAGCCUCGGGAAGAGGACGAGGAGAGACUACGUCCUGGAGCUUCCAACAGAGGAGGCCGCUAUUCGAUGGAGCGAGCGGCUGAGGGAUUGCAUCAAUUCCCUUGGUCGACCAAAGAGGUUAUUUAUUAUUGUAAAUCCCUUUGGUGGUAAGAAAUGUGGACAUGCAAUCUUCCAUAAUGAAGUCAAGCCCCUUCUUGUAGCCGCUGAUAUUCCUUAUACAAUGCAAGGCUUUGCUUUUCUUCAGAGACAAAGUCUCAGUUUCAUGCUCAAGAAAUUGCCUAUUCAUUGGAUCUUCUAAAAUAUGACGGGAUUGUAUGUGUUAGUGGUGAUGGUGUUCUUGUGGAGGUAGUCAAUGGCUUGCUGCAAAGAGAGGACUGGGAUACUGCAAUUAAAUUGCCUCUUGGGAUCAUUCCAGCAGGCACAGGGAAUGGCAUGGCAAAAUCACUUCUGGAUUCAGUUGGUGAUUUGUACUCUGUGUCCAAUGCUACAUUUGCGGUUAUCAGAGGUUACAAACGCUCACUCGAUGUUAUUACUGUUUUGCAAGGAGAGACGAAGUUCUUUAGUAUCUUGAUGCUUACUUGGGGUUUGGUGGCUGAUAUUGACAUCGAGUCUGAGAAGUAUAGGUGGAUGGGAAGUGCUCGUUUUGAUUUUUAUUCUCUCCUGCGGAUAAUGAACUUGCGAAGAUACCAUGGACAUAUUCAAUUUGUGCCUGCACCUGGAUACGAGUCAUAUGGGGAACCGAUCAAGCAAUACAGCAGCUGCAUGGGCAACACCAUACUGUCUGAACAAGGCCAAGCAAAUAAUGCUAAAGUUCAAUCGUGUGGUUACCCAGGCCCUGUGGCUUCUUUGGAUGGUCUGGAAUGGAGGUCAAUUGAUGGCCCUUUUGUUUCAGUUUGGAUUAACAAUGUGCCUUGGGCUGGUGAAGAUGUUAUGCCAGCACCUGAAGCUAAGUUCUCAGAUGGCUGCUUGGAUGCAGUCGUACUCAGGGAUUGUCCAAAAUCAGCCCUUCUAUCAUUGAUGUUAAAAAUGAGUGAUGGAAGCUAUGUCAAAUCACCGUACGUCUCAUAUCUCAAGGUGAAGGCAUUCCGGUUAGAGCCUGGUCAGCGUGUUGGGAGACCCAGCAAGGGUGGUAUCGUCGAUUCUGAUGGCGAGGUCAUCGCUAGGGGAGAUCGAGUGAAUAAUGGCAAUCAGCAGGAGAAUCUAAUGUCCUAUGGCCCUCCCAUUCAGAUGACAGUUGACACAGGUUUAGCUACUAUAUUCUCUCCUAGAUGAUCUGUUUUUCUCCCCCCUUCUCAUAUGUCCGUCUUCCUCCUCUUAGUACCAUGUACGCAUACAUGUUAAAGGAGCAAGAAGCAGCAAAUAUGUGGCUGUUAAUUUUUUUUAUCAGCUAUUGAGUCCAUGGUACACUGGACCAUAUCGAACAGUCUCGUAUUGUACCAUUUGAUAUAAUAAUAAUGCGGCAUCGGUAUGGGUUCCGCACCAACAGAGAUAUUCUUGUUAGGUCUA
Phoenix dactylifera (date palm) is the source of this 1828-nucleotide messenger RNA. The record is from RefSeq and is a predicted model, not a curated record. Lineage: Eukaryota; Viridiplantae; Streptophyta; Magnoliopsida; Arecales; Arecaceae.